This is a messenger RNA of Leptonychotes weddellii (Weddell seal), 1019 nucleotides long. NCBI's taxonomy places the organism in Eukaryota, Metazoa, Chordata, Mammalia, Carnivora, Phocidae. The record is from RefSeq and is a predicted model, not a curated record.
GCAGGCUCCCACUCCAUGAGGUAUUUGUUCACUGUCGUGUCCCGGCCCGGCCGCGGGGAGCCCCGGUACGUGGAAGUCUGCUACGUGGACGACGUGCAGUUCGCGCGGUUCGACAGCGACGCGGCGAGUCGGAGGAUGGAGCCGCGGGCGCGGUGGGUGGAGCAGGAGCGGCCGGAGUACUGGGCCCAGCAGACGCGGGACUCCAGGACGUGCACACAGACUCUCCGAGGGAAUCUGAACGAAGCGCGCGGCUACUACAACCAGAGCGAGGUAGGUGAGCGACGCGGGCAGGGGACAGAUCACGAUCCCCAUCCCCCCGGACGGCCAGGGUCGCCCCAAGUCUCCGUGUCCGAGCGACACCCCGAGGCUGCGGGACACCGCCGUCCCCCGAACGGGGAAGAACCCUUGGGGAGUCUACUCGGUUUGGUUUUCAGUUUAGGCUUUAAUGACGAUAGGUCGUGGUGGGCCGGGGCCAGGGUCUCAUACCUUCCAGAGAAUGAUAGGGGGCGACGUGGGCCUGAUGGGCGCUUCCUGCUUGGGUACCUUCGUGAUGCCUACGACGGCGCGGAUUACAUCGCCCUGAACGAGGACCUGCGCUCCUGGACCGCGGCGGGCACGGCGGCGCAGAUCACCCGGCGCAGGUGGGAGGCGGCCGGUGUGGCAGAGCGCUCCAGGAACUAUCUGGAGGGCACCUGCGUGGAGUGGCUCGGCAGGUACCUGGAGAACGGGAAGGAGACGCUGCAGCGCGCAGAACCUCCCAACACACACGUGACCCACCACCCCAUCUCUGACCAUGAUGUCACCCUGAGGUGCUGGGCUUCUACCCUGCAGAGAUCACCCUAACGUGGCAGCGUGAUGGGGAGGACCUGAUCCAAGACACAGAACUUGUGGAGACCAGGCCUGCAGGAGAUGGGACCUUCCAGAAGUGGGAGGCUGUGGUGGUGCCUCCUGGACAGGAGCAGAGAUACACGUGCCAUGUGCAGUAUGAGGGGCUGCCCGAGCCCAUCACCUUGAGAUGG